Molecule: messenger RNA, 1117 nt
Organism: Paramuricea clavata
Lineage: Eukaryota; Metazoa; Cnidaria; Anthozoa; Malacalcyonacea; Plexauridae
Source: the annotation of a GenBank genome assembly
AUGACAGCAGCAGCUACGACUAGAGAUAGAAAUUUCACUUUGGUACAGAGAGAUGUUGUAGAAUCAGAAUUGGUGGGUUUUCCUUGUUAUGAAAUACAGCACCAACUGGUUGAAAGCACUGUUGACAUUGAUGCAACUCUUGAGGAUGAGGAAUCUUUAGAUCAUUAUGACCAACCACGUGAAGAUGAACUUAGUGCACUACUAAGCAAUGACCUAUCAGUUCCCUACAUCCCCACAGUGAAUUCUGAAACAACUGCCGAAACUGAAUUAGAAAAUGGUUGCCAAAAUCAACCACUCCCAACUGCCGGUGAGAAUGAGACAAAUGAAGAAAAUGAAUGGGUGUUGGAUUAUUUGGACCGAAUACAAGACGAAAUGGUUCACGCUGAAAAAGAAAUGGAAGAACAAGACGAUGACGAUGAACCAUGGUACGAUGCAUUUCAAGAACCAGACAGUACUGACGCACCACAGGGCUCAAGAUUAGUGGUAUUCUGAUAUCCAUAAAAUACAAUUUUGGAUACUAGAUAUCACAGACUUAGUAUCCCGUUGGGAUACUAAAAAUAUCAAAAUAUUGUCAAAGUUCGUCAGAAUAUGUUCGUCAGAAAUGUUCGUCAGAAUAAUUUUUCAUUGUUUGUCGUGCGAAAGCAGAAUAAACCUGAGCACAAAGUUAAUUUCUGCCUCUCUAUUUUAGGCAAUGAUUGCUCAGAAGAUGAUAACCAACGAUUAAGCACGAUUUCCUGCAAGGAUUUCCUGUCGCCAUCGCAAUAUAAUGAAAUUUGACUUGUGUUUCCCUGCUAGGCGCCAGCAUAAGAUAAAAAAGCAUACGCUUGAACAUAGUUUACAGGUUUUUACAAAAAUGUGGAGAUAUGUAGUUAGAAGUCAGCAAGACAAUCAAGAGAGACGACCAACUUCAACAACAGCUGCUGAAACAUGUGCACAAGUUUGUGACGAGAGUACUUCUUUAUCAUCGUCAACCAACUCAACCCCAAUACAACAAUGUCAACAACUGAUGCAUGGUGAUGAAGGCGCACAAGAUACAGAACAGCAGCCAAACGAAAUCAAUGACGAGUUACAAACAGCUGAAAUGCAGCAGCAGACCCACAAGACCAUAGAAGCCUAG